Molecule: messenger RNA, 4838 nt
Organism: Gymnodraco acuticeps
Lineage: Eukaryota; Metazoa; Chordata; Actinopteri; Perciformes; Bathydraconidae
Gene: cdan1
Product: codanin 1
Exons: 28
Coding region: 48-4022 (1324 amino acids)
Biological process (GO): chromatin organization
Cellular component (GO): nucleus
Source: RefSeq, a predicted model, not a curated record
CCCGCCCCUUUCCCCUCAGUCCUUCAUCCGCGUAGCUCCGCACCAGAAUGGCGGCUCUUUUGGAAUCUCUUCUGUUGAAGAAAGUGGACAAUAAAACGGUCUUGGACUGGCUAAAGAAUAAUAAGGAAGAUGACAGGCUGGCCUUCAGAGAACCUGCGGUGACAGUUCUCAAACAAGAAUUUGUCCCAUUUCUUUUGAACUUCCUGAGAGUGCAGAGCAGUCAGGCCCUCACCCAUGGUCCUGCGACGCCAGCUAAGACCCCCAGCCGACACAAACCUGCUGCACAGACGCAAAGCUUCAGUGACAAGAGAGGUAGUCGGUCUGCUAGUGGUGGAGCUGGCUCUCGGAGUGCCAGCCGUGUCCAGCUGUUUUCUCCUGCUCCCUCAGUGUCCCCUGGAACAGAGUGGGAUGCUGCUGGUCAGUCAGGGUCUUUCAAUAGCCCCCCUUUUACUCCAGGGUGGAGCCCCGCCUCCAGGCCUUCAGGCGCUGAUCGUCGGAGUAACCAGAGGAUCAAUCUGGGAGACUACAUGGUUUCUCCUCCUGACGUCCAGAACAGCCCCAGCUUCCAGUCACAAAAAGCCCGCAGGAGAGGUGGAGGCAGCAUGGCAGUGGGGGGACAGGGGAAACAUGGAGGGUGGCGUGGAGGACAUCAAAGUGAUGAGAGGAGGUCAGGAAGAGGAGGAGGAGGGAAUAGUAGGAUAAGUGAGCAGGCUUCACCUCCAUCUGUGGAGCAACUUAACUUCAACAACUUGGAAGACUUCCCUCCUGUUGGAUCAUCACCCAUUUCACCGCCGGCAUCUAAACCAUCGAGAAGAAUCAACCCAACACCGGUCAGUGCAGAGCGGCCGCACUCCAAACCAAAGACCUGCUUCACCUCCACCCCGUUCAGUGAGUCUUCGGGCCCCUCAUUAAUUGCAGAGGCGCUUGAGGGGCCAAUGACAGUGGGGAGUCCCCCGAGUCUGCAGGAGGAGAGGGAGCUUCUCAAGAGAGAGAAGACAAAGCGAGCUCAGCAGGUCGGCUCUCCCCUGUCGUCCUCUCUGGACCCUUGCACCCCCACUAAGUCAGGGCUUAGGAUGGGAUCUAAAGUUACACCAGACCUGCAGACACCCUGUCCCGAACCUUUCAAAGUCACCUUCUCUCUGGAACUGGAUCUCCUGGCUGAGCUGUACUGUACCUGCAUCUCUGAAAACCUUGUGCCAAACAUUUUCCUGGAGCUUUUCUUUGUGGUGCAGUUGCUCACGUCUCGGUCGCCUCACACUCAUGAUGAGGAAGAACAGGGCAGUUUGUGUAUGGGUAAUACAGAAGUUCUGGAGAGAAGCUACCUGAGACAAGUACACAACUGUGUGUAUUUUGCGGUGAAGGUUCUGGAGAAUCAGUUUCAGUUGGUUUCUAAUUUGGACAAGUGCACCUUGCGUCUGCUGGCAGAGAACGAAAGAGUGGCGUCUUUCUCUCCGGAUCUCAGAGACCUCCUGACUCAGGCCCAGGAGGGGAGCACAGCCAAGCUCUCUCUUUCAGUUUCUACUUUCAUCCACUCAGUCCCAUUCCAGCCGGCUACUGACAACCGCUCCAACUUUGGUAGUGACAGAGCUUUCCACAUCUUCAAAAAACAGAGAGAUAUUUUUUACGAGGUGUUGCGAGAAUGGGAGGACUAUCACAAAGAGCCAGGGUGGAGUUUUGAUCCUGCUCUCGGAAGCAGGAUAAGGGGAAUGAUGAGUCAACUGACCUCGGCCGGAAACCAUUCCCAUUUUGCUCGACUGUUUCUGAAGCAGCUUGUUCAGAUGUGCAAAGGCCCCAGUGUGAACAGCUCUCCUGGUGAUACUGCCGAUGCUGACCUGCUAGGCAUGCUGGGAGCUGACAGCCUGGGGCGUCUGAAGCGUCUGGAGGAGCGUCUCAUCCAGCCUCAGGGAGUCGCCGGCCCCUGCCCUCCUCCAUCCUUCCCCGAUCACCAGGAGUUCUUCAGGGAUUUCCUGCAGGCAGCUAGCUGCUGCCAGCUGAACCAGCACCUGCAGGACAGUCUGUGCCAGCAGCUCCUUCAGCUGGACGAGGUGUCCAUCCUCAGCCCCCCCUCCAUCGGGGAGGGGGAGGGAGAGGGGGACCUGGAGCAGCAGGAUGAGAAGCAGCGUUUCACCUCAGUGCUGCUCCUCGCUCGUCUUCUCGCAAAAUUCCUGGGAUUCAUUUCCUUUCUGCCGUAUCAAACAUCUGAGAGACCCUCCAGGGAGAUACAGGAGGCUGCUAUAGCGCUGCGCAGCAAGAGUGUUCCGGUGCUGGAUGUGUGUGCGGUGCUGAGUAACAGCAUGAAGAGGAGGCGCACCAUCCUGACGGUGCCCUGGCUGGUGGAGUUCCUCUCCAUGCUGGACUUCAUCGGCCCUCGGCUGCUCUGCUACAGAACGGCUUUGGGAAAACUGCUCCUCCUGUACAGGAAAAUGCUGCUGGGCCGAUGUGGAGAAAUGUGUUACCUGAACAAACUCCUAAUGGUUUCAGUGUUAGGGUGGCUGUUCCAGAUCCCAGUGAUUCCUGAGGAUAUUUUCUUCACCAAUGAGUUCACUGAGGUGGCAAAGCUGGAGGACGGCAUCACGAAUGCUGCAGGGCUAGACUGCAUUCCCCUGGUUGAUCAACAGCUCCUCUAUACAUGUUGUCCAUUUCUGGGUGAGUUCCGUAAGCUCCUAGCUGCUUUUGUGUCUGGAAGCGCAGCCAAGAGUGGAGGAAUUAUCCGCAAGAUCACUCCCACUUCUGCCGACCCGAAGGACACGCCGACUGCCAACAGGUCACAGCAGAAACUGCAGGUGGACCUCGAGCAAGCCUUCUUUCACAACCAGCCUCCGUCGCUGCGUCGCACCGUGGAGUUUGUCGCUGAGAGAGUUGGAUCAAACGCCGUGAAGCACAUGAAGGCGACGUUAGUGAGUGAGUUGGUGGAGCGAGGGGACAAGAUGCUGAGAGAUGGGUUGAAAUCGCCAAACUCAAAUCCUUCGAAACUGAACGACUCCAUUUGUGCUCAGCUGUGUGUCGCAGGAUUGGAGGCCUUGGCAAAAGCCACCAGAUUUUGCUGUGAGAACAGUCCUGAGGCCAUACGCACUCUGCUCCCCCAUGAGACCUCCCCUGCUGUCCUGAACACAUCUGAAAACAUCACCAAACGUCUUGCAACAGAGAAAGCCAGCAGCUGGCUCUCUGCCAACAUCACAGCCCUGAUAAGACGCGAGUGGAAGAGCCGGUAUGAUCGUGUGAUGAAGGCGGUGGGCAGCCCGGUGGCUCCAGGCUGCAGGGAGGGGGAGGGGGCCGUGCUCGAGCCGGUCACCCAGGAGCAGCCCACUACUCCCAAGAGGAAACAAGGGAGUGAGAGAGUGACAUCCUGCCCUCCAACCUGCAGCCACAGCGCCUCACUGCCCUCGGACAUCCUCGUUGAGAUAAAGGAGUGGCUGAGCAUUGCUGUUGGCCCCAUGACCGAUGAGGAGCUGCCGACCGGCCCUCAGCUCAAAACGCUGCUACAGAGAGUUGGAGACACACUGGCCUGCAGAAAGUUCUCAACAGUGGUGUCAGAGCAGAUGCUUCUUAACUGUACUGUCCUCCUGGGCUGCAAACUGGUGUCUGCAGAGCUGCCUGUACUCUCUCCCUCUGAGUGUAGCGGAGGUGAUGGGGUCGUUGUGGUUGCUGGUUCAGGGUCAGAGCCUCUUGUCCGAGCUCUGCUGGAGCAGCUUGCUGAGCUGUGGGAAAGAGACUGCUGUUCCUCCGCCCCGCUCCACCUGCUCUUCACCCCGCUCACUGUCACUGCUGUGCUAAAGGCCAGCGACACUGAGUGGAACAACUACCUGUUCCUGGUUAGAGAGCUGGUGGACAGAGGAGCCUUGAGGGAGGAAGAGGUCGUAUCUCAUUGGAAGAAGUUAACAAACUUGGCCUUGUCAGCGGAGCUGAUAGAGACUUUUCAGCUGCGGUCACAGAGCGUUAAACCCUCGUUGCCUCUGGCUCAGCUGCAGAGCCACAUGGAGAUGCUGCAGGUCUCACAACAGACAGUAGAGGGAGCUACAUGACAACAGUCUCACAACUCGGCACCUCUUCUGUGAUCGCCACAGUGCUCCAUGUCACAUCUGUCAAAGUGUUUUUCUAGACAGAUCUGGGUAACUCUUUGUUGUUGUCCGUUUUUUCGAUUUCGCCACUGCUAUGCAUCAAAGCUGUUCCACAGUCAGCCUCUGCACAGUCUUUGCAAGCCCCUGACUUUUGUUCUCCACCUGUGAAGUGACAGCAGCCUUUCAUGAAUCCCUGUGCUCUUUUGCAAAGCUGCCUGUGAGAACCAGAAAGCCCUAUCAGUCAGAAGUAGCCAGAGGCCCACACCAUCUCACUCCUUAAGAUCUGUUGAACUUUCCUGCAAGCAAACAUGGUAGAUGAUUGUGUCCGAAGGGAAAUACUAGUACAUUUCAAACAGCCAAUACCAUUGCACAGAAUUGGCAAAGACGGAAGAGGGGUCAUCCUCUAACUUCGGAGGAUUCGAACUAUAGUGUCACAAAGAAUAAAACAUUUUCUCCAAAUGUCAAACGUUCAACCAGACAAGCCAUAGUUUGUAAAGACACAUUUGUUACUACAGUGGAUUUUAAAAAUGUGAUUUGGUGGUUUUUGAAUUCACCUGAUAAAAUAAAAUGUCUUAAUCAUUUUAGAAUAGCACUUUCACACACUGCCUUUGCCCGCCACUACUAGUGACUGCAGGUUUAUUUCAUGAAUGCGAGACUGCGUUUGUGAUUGUUUUUAGUUCAUGUUGAACCAGUGUUGUAUGCAUUGUUUGCUGCUUUUAAAUUGAAAUGUUUUUUUUACAUUACCUAGAUAUUAAUAAUAAAGAAGUAUUCUGUGUUAAA